Molecule: messenger RNA, 1317 nt
Organism: Leptosia nina
Lineage: Eukaryota; Metazoa; Arthropoda; Insecta; Lepidoptera; Pieridae
Source: the annotation of a GenBank genome assembly
AUGAGUUUGGCAAGGUUGAGCGAAGAGAAGGAGCGGCUGGCGUGCGUGGAGGAAACACGUGACAGCAGUACCACCAGUAUGUUCACCAGCCGAAGACGAGUCGCCCUCGACUUGCUCCUUGUCUGCUGGGGCCUUGGAACAUGGCUCGGUGUCAACGGGCUCUUCGUACAAUUACCGCUCUUAGUGGAGCGCCUGCCCGAGGGCUGGUCUUUACCCUCCGCUAUGUCAGUGGCUAUUCAAAGCGCUAACAUUGGCUUACUUAUUUAUGCUUCAUUAAGAAAAGUUACGCGGAUAAGCGAUACAACUUGUAUUUAUGGACUGCUAGCUAUCGGCACGAUAGCUCUAUUUCUCAAUUCCUUCCUCUUCCCAAAGACCGUGCUCAUCGGUGAUAAGGAGAAGUCCGUAGCUUUCCUCACCUUGACAUUCUUCGUGGCCUUAGUGGGUUGUACGAGUUCUGUACUCUUCUACCCGUACCUGCGACACUAUCGCGAGAUAUACCUCGCCACCUACCUCGUGGGAGAAGGGCUGAGCGGUUUCAUCCCUUCCAUAAUCGCGCUGAUUCAAGGUGUGGGUGGGGAGCCGGAUUGUGUACCCGCAGGGAACAACACGUUUCAAGCCGUGUUUCCACCUCCUCGUUUUGACAGUACCGUUUUCAUAGUCCUGCUGGGAAUUUUAUCGGCACUAAGCCUGAUCAGUUUCUGCAUACUGCAUAAUUAUUCUGGAUUCUCUUCGGAGAGAGUUAAAGAGGGUGAGGCAGCUAAGGAGGAAGAGGCGUCUCUUCCGCGCGUUUCUCUGUUGAAACCGGAGUGGAUCGGGCUGAUGGUGCUGAUGGCUGUGCUCAAUGCACUGUCCAGUGGCGUGAUGCCUUCGAUACAGUCAUUCUCUUGUUUGCCGUACGGUAGACAGGCGUAUCACUUGUCAGUAACGUUGGGAGCGAUGGCCAACCCCACGGCGUGCCUGGCUGGUGUUUGGCUGAAACCUGUGAGGGGCCGGUGGCUGACCCUCAUGCUAACGUUGAGUGCUGUGCUGUUGGCGUACAUCUUCGUUACUGCCGUGCAGAGUCCCACUCCGCCGCUCUACACACAGACGAGCGGAGUUAUUAUUAUAGUGGUUAGCUGGGUGGUGUGUAGUGGGUUGGUAUCGUACGCGCGCAUGUGGGUAUUCGCGAGUGCGCGCCGUGGUGGAGCUCGUGGGAUGCGCCAGUGCGGUGCUCUAUCCCAGCUAGGUUCAGCUUUCGGCUCCAUUACACUCUACUGUCUCAUUAACUACACUCAGUUCUUCAAUCAAGCGCCAGAUUGCCCAGCUCGACCUUCUUAA